Lineus longissimus is the source of this 9441-nucleotide messenger RNA. Its product is annotated as homeobox protein DLL-1-like. NCBI's taxonomy places the organism in Eukaryota, Metazoa, Nemertea, Pilidiophora, Heteronemertea, Lineidae. Gene Ontology annotation, biological process: regulation of transcription by RNA polymerase II. Gene Ontology annotation, molecular function: DNA-binding transcription factor activity, RNA polymerase II-specific; RNA polymerase II cis-regulatory region sequence-specific DNA binding. The record is from RefSeq and is a predicted model, not a curated record. The transcript is spliced from 3 exons. Bases 92 to 964 code for a protein of 290 amino acids.
CUAAAUCGUUUAAGUCAUCUGAUUCUUGCAGUUCUCCCUUAUUUAACUACGAAAUUACACUUAAUCAGCUACCAGGGAUUCACUACGCAAAAUGCUGAACAUGAACGGAGUAGAUCCUUUAGAACAGGAUAGUAAAUCGGCUUUUAUGGAACUACAGGCAUCACAGGGUAUGGGGAUGGGGACCCAUUCCCCCUACCCCAUCAGGUCCUCGUACCCCGGUACGAUGCAUUCGCAACACGAUGGGGCUUUUACCGCGCCAAGACAUACUCAACAUAUCCCCGGCUACCCUUUUUCCAUGAACACUAUGUCACAUACUUCUUACAACCAUCCGACGCACCAUGCGUUUAGUAUGUCACCCUACCAUCAAACCUGCUCGACAUCGCCACAACGGGACGAUAAAUCGCUUGUAGAGGAGCAACUCCGCAUGAACGGCAAAGGGAAAAAAAUGCGUAAACCCCGGACUAUUUACUCCAGCUUACAGCUUCAGCAGUUAAACCGGCGAUUCCAGCGCACACAGUACCUGGCCCUUCCAGAGAGAGCCGAACUCGCUGCCGCACUAGGACUUACUCAAACUCAGGUAAAAAUAUGGUUCCAAAACAAGCGUUCAAAGUUAAAGAAGAUCAUGAAACAGCAACAACCCUGCCCCCAAGGACAAACACCACCUCAGUCACAGUCAACGACGCCGCAACACAACGGCAACGGAUUACAACAGACGCCGCCAACGCCGCAUACGCCGACCCCACAGGGACAGUCAGAUGGAUCAACACCUACGUCACAAAAUGGCCAAACAAACGUGCCCCAGACGAACAAUAUCUCAGUCAUGCCACCUCAUAGCUCAGUCAGCCCUACGACAACGUGGCAGGAACUCAGUCCAGCCAAUGCCCCACCCGUACCCCAAUCAUACCUCCCGCAAUACCCAUGGUACGGACAAAAUUCUAUGUGCCAAACGUCAUUACUCACAUAAUGACGUCAUAAACAUGGCGCCUAUGGAGCUGGGACUGGAAACUAAUUUUAUUAAUAUGAAAAUUUUAAACUGAAAUUACUUAGAUUUGCACGGCGUAUAUUUGUCUGAUUUCUUCUAUAUAAAGACAGUCGUCACUGAAUAGGCACAACGGGCAUCUUUUUAGAGGACGUCUCAUCACUGAAUUGAUCGGCCAACUCCGAAAAUGUGGAAGUGAUGUAACUGUAGUAUAUUCGAAUAUUUCGCAUUCCAAAUAGGCAGCAUAUCUUGGAAAUUCAAGAAAAGGACCAGUGUAUUCUCCGGCAACAUUACGACAGGGGUUCGUGGAAAAAGUUCUGUUCACCAAGUCUUCGUGCGUAGAAAAGUGUAUAGACCUCUUCAUUGCAAACCACGUGACCGCUAACCACGUGACGUGGCUACUUCAGACGUUCUAUCACAUGACCUCUGACACUUCGCCAUUUCGCUUUCAUGUUAUUUUGUAAGGUUACCCGAUUCCGCACAUUUUUGUGUUUGUUCUCAAAAAUAUUAUAUUUCAAGUGUUUGAAGUUCGACAUCAGAGUGUUGUACCCUCAGGCCUCCGAAAAGGUUAUUUUUGCGUGAUAGGAGCAGUAUUGACUCGCAAAUUGCCUCCAAAUAUGUGAAUUUUAUUGCCUGAACUAUCGACAACUGCGCGUAGCGAAGUCAUUUUUCAUAACCUCUCGAGAUUGGGCGGGUUCAGUUUAUGGAAACGAGGCUGCGAAAUAAAGUGUGUGUAUAUAAUAUAUACGUAUAUAUGGAUUUUUUUAAAUUUCGCUGAUGAUAAUGUAUGACAUUCUAAUUUUACAUAACGCGGCGCCGAUACACGUUUAUUUCAAAAUGGUGGUCUCACGUGUGUCAUACUGACGUCAACAAGAUAAUGUAGACAAGACUACGUCACUAUAUUUUUGUUUUAUGAUGUAUAUUCCGUGUAAAUCUAAGUGUUCAGACAAUCCUAGUCGUUUUUAUAAUUUGGUAAUGUAAAAUACAUGUAUUAACUAUUGAAUCGGGCAAGAGAAUCGGGGCCUCUGGAGAUGAGGAUCUUGUCUACCAAAUGAGGUGGUCUCAUUACCUUCAUUUUAUCAGGUGUUUUGUGCAAGCGAAAUCGUACGUAAAGUAUGCCCCACUUUGUUCUUUUGCAAACGGAUUUAAGGGACAAUUUUAUGGUUUGAAUGCAUUCCUUUAUUUAAUUGUGACACGGCUAAAAGAGAAAACCCACAGUUAACCCUCCACAAUCCAUAGCACAGUUUAAUUUUCAUAAGCGUCACUAGGUUAUACAAUGUAUUUGGAUGUAGGUAAAUGCAUUUUACUUUACUGUUGAGAAACUACCGCACUGGAGGGUGAACUAUUCACAACAUUUACCUUUUGAUGCUGUGACAUAUAAUGCAAUUUUGUGAUUUUCUUGUUAUUUUAAGAACUCGAGUUCGUCCAAAAGCCCUUUUUACCUGUCUUCCCUCGAUAGUAGCUCCUGACUCCUUAGUGCGACGACUCUGACCCCUUAGUUUGCAUUUGUGUGAAUAUAUCAGCGUGCUAGCCAAAAAAAUCAACUUCAUCUAUCUCAAGUUUGCCCGAUGACAAUUGCAUCAUUCUUUACUAAAAACAGCAAAAUUUACAUGCCUCUUCUUUUCGCGACAAUGUGUAAUUAAAAAUUUUCACGAUUUUGGGAUUCAUCACUAAUUUAUCUAAAUGUUAAAAAGAGAAAACCACUGUCAAGGGAACAGGCUGGUGCAUUUUCGUAUUUUUGCGAACUGUGAAAAAAUUUUCCAAUGUAACAAUCGCAAUUUUUUUUGGUGCAUCGAUCUUAUUCGUAAAAAAAAACCAACCACAUUUGGGGGUUUAUAGUAUCCUCGAAUCACUCUCUUUGAAGAUACGAGCGCGUUAUUGCCAGAGACUCAGAACUGCUACAACAACCACUCCUAUUUUCAACUUCUGUCUCUUCUGUCUAACGCAGCACUGGUCCCUGCCCAACCCAUUAUGGCGGAACCCAUGGCUAUCUUCGAAGUCAGCGUCGCCAGCACUACUGUUCAGCAAUGCUAAUACGGCAAACUUGAGAUAAAUCAAGAUGAUAUUAUAGAUGGGUAAAACAUAAGGUGAAUCUCUUAUUUUGUGAAUGUUGACAAAAAAAUAUGAAUUGUUCUGCUGAGAAUUAGAGCUAUAACAACGAGAAAAAUAUGGUUACAGAUGCUGACUCCUUAAGGUGAAUUAUUUUUCUAUCUUCCCACGAAAAAUAUGCUGAUAUUUAUGGAAGUAUGAGAAGUGUGUUGAUGAUAAGAACUAGAGAGGUUCUAAGACAGCCUUGUACAAUUAACCGAAGUCCAUUUCCUCUAUGUUGGCCCCGAUGAGGAAUCGUCUUUAUGGUAAUUAUAAAGUUCGGCCUACAAUAAAAGUGAAUACAUGACUUUUAUGUAACAGCCAUCCCGUGUACCGAUGUAACCAUACGUUAAUCAAAAUGGACUUCAGCAAUAACAAUAAUGCUAUUUAUUUGUCAAAAAUGUAGAAUGUUAGAUAAAUAGUGUUCGCGUUAUCUUAAACAAGCGUUCGUUGUUCUUAGAAUCUCUUGGUAGAGGAGAGGUUUCUCAACGUCCCUAGUUACGGGAACGGCUACGCUGCGGCGGAAGGGUGAUGCUUGAAUACUGUUGGUAGAAGCAGCAGUUUUCUAAAGGCAGUAUUCAACCGGCCCAUCACCCGAUACAUCCUAAUGAGCGCCGAUAUUAAGGAGAGUAUUUCAUAGAUUUACCUGGGUUUCUCCAAUUCAAUGCAAAGAUAGACACUAAGCGGGCUUUGUAAACAGAAUACCGGAACAGGCAGACUGUGCUGCUCAUAGCAUAUCUGAAGGUGUAGGGAGAACGAUACUGCCUCUUAUAAACUGCUCGUAGAAGUGUUGGAUGCCACUAUGGUGCAAGAUGCACUUUAGACCAUACAUGCACCGCACUCCUUUAGAUAAAACCAGCAAUUAUUGAGGAUGACGCCGAAAAUCACAUGAGUUGUAGUUGCACUCGUAACACAUGACGUAGCUAAACCCCUCUAGUGUUUCUGUGUGAGUCGUAAGCCUGUGUUCUAGGCAAAAACAAGCCAAACUGUUACAUUCAGUAACUAAUUACAGUAAUGUCACAUAGGAAUAAGUCAUUUACAGUGAAUGGAAAUUAUGAGAAGCCCGCCCGAUUCGUAUUGAUAUCUACAUGAGGACGUAUUUUUAGCCGAUCUAAAUCAACACUUCCUUCUACUAUACAGCCUGUACAUAUGAAUUAAGCCUGCGUACCUCCGAAAUGUAGAGAGGCAUUCCCUACAAUUUUGAAGCGUAAUAAAUUUUAGCACGCCCUGCAUGUUGAGUACCAAUUUAAAUUGCUACAAGCGUGGUGGUUGGACCACACCUCAUUUCUGUCAACCAAUCGUAAAGCUUGUAAUAAAUUUCAUAGGUUUUCUACCAAUUUUCUGCAUCAUGCUCCUAACGCACAAUAUUUGUGCAACGGAUCCAGUGUCGUUGAUACCUUGGUAUGAUAUUGUGUUAAAGGCCAUCUCCAUUCGUUUAAAAAUGUGAAAGCUGAAUUUGAAUUUGAUAUUUUCAACUGUGUAUAUUCGUACCGAGUUGUAAAUGUAAUCUCAACAAAUGCCUUUGUCUAGAAUGAUAUACAGGUACUAUAAAAACCAUGUUUCAGCAAAUUUGCGUGCAUAACAACUGCGUUAUCACUUGUUAAUUUCCAUUUACUCGAUCACGAGUAAAUACAAUAUACACGGACGGUGCGGGCCUUUAAAUUAAGUACAAUUCCAACUAACUUUUUGUUGUUGAUCAAAAACUUCCCAUGAGCCUUUGGGUCGGAGUCGUCGGUGAGAUCCUAUUGGUUGAUUCGAGGUGUAUGAAUAUAAUAAAUAUUAAUGAGCAUGGCUAUUAAUGCGCAUGAACUUUAUGAUCAAACCUAGAUUUUUGGAUGAAUCGCGUACACAUUUGCUCUGAAUGGUUCUAUUUUUGAGUGUUUUAGAAGGGUAAAGAUUUGAUAAAAUCGCAGCAAGAUUUAGUGCUUGAGUAUAAUUGACUUUGAUAUUUUGAUGUUUUGUGCAGCAAUGGGAGACGGUUUGGUUUCUUUCAGUUAGAUUUGUAAAGUAUCGGGUCAAAAAUAAUCGUACAUGUAUGUGAAUUAUAAAGUUAUUUAUAACUUUAUUUUUUGAGUGCAAGUGUUGGAUGUAACACAAAAACAACAUAGUCAAACACAUGAAAAUUUAUGAAAAUAUAUGGCAUGAAAUUAAAACACGUUUUCUAUUCAUUGGAGUGGCAGUUCCAGUUUAUAAAACUGUUCACAACGCAACGGUCUCUGCUUCAUUAUCUGAGCUGGCUGAUUUACAAGCGGAGUCACAGAGACGUUCUGAUCAAGACCACCUUUAACUGCCCCAGAAACAAGCGAUUUAUGUCGCUGCGACCUGCAAUUUAAAUUGCAGGCGACCAUAAUCGCUCGUUUGCGUUGGUCACCGCACUUCGAAGCGACCUGUGAGUCAAUAUCAAACCCAGCCAUUUCUAGUUUUACCGUCAGACGAGAGAUUUUUUGUCGCUCAUAGCAGCGAUUAACAUUGCAGGUAGCUGCGAUCGCUUGUUUGCGCGGCGCUUCAGAAAGGUCAUGCCUGAAAUGUUAUCAUAGCUCUUUUCGGCAAGAAGGUGUUAAACUUUGUUUUAACAUUUUCGAGCACGUCCUCGAAGCAUUCCACAAACCAACAAACGUCUACUUUCGCCUCUCAGCACGAUACAAUGGGUCACGCAAUUCAAAUUCGUCAUCGCGAAGCAGUAAUUACAUGUAAUUACAUAUAAUUUUCUAUUUGUAUUCCUGUGUCGUGAAUCAUGAACUGCAAAAAUAUAGGCCGGGUGAAACAUACAUCACGGAGGCUAUUGUUAUUGUGUGGGGCUGUGAACAAAAGGAUAUUGCUGCAACCAAACGGAGAGGAAGUAGAGGAGGGUGGAAAGAUUCAAUUUGAAAAUGGUGGCCCGGAUGUUGAGGAUGAAUUCCACUUCAUUCUUCCGCGCACUGCUUAACCACUUGAUGUGGCAGAAGUGCAUAAAAUACGAACGAUUUUUGUUCUUUGUUGCAUAGUAAUACUUUUAAGGAGAGUAUUUACGUUCGAAAGAAGGUUUUCAUGGUGAAACUCAGAUUUUAUAAUCGUCUUUGCUCUUAGAGUGAAAUCAACGUUGCCACUGUGAUUUGAAAAUUCAAAUCGAGCAUAGGUUACAGGCUGUCUCCCAUUGCGUGAUUGUUACCAUGAACGACGAGAAUAAAACUUCACUUUUUACACUAAAUUCACAUCAUUAUGUCUCUUUGAAUGAUUUGUAUGACUCACUUUAGGUUUGUAUUUGAAUUUGAAUCGAAUAAUGUGCGUUUCUAAACUCGUGUUAUAUUUACUUCUGCGGAACAGAAAAAAAUCCCAAACAUCCUGCGAAAAGUUUUCCUAAAUAAGAGCCCAAUCACUCCCUGUGUACGUCCUCGCGAGUGUCGUAGCGCAGUUUGCAGAAACGAGAGCUUCCGGAGAAAUUCAAAGUGUUAAAUUUAUCUAUUUUCAAUGGUAUACAUUUAUUUAAUAAGAACGUACCUGUAUGAAUAUUGGGAAAUACACGGGGAUUAUUGGGCCUUUAUUUUUUUAUUUCGAAGGCGACUAACGGCUUUUAUUCCAAUUUCGAAGAACGUUGACAAUGCUCAUUUUAAGAUAUGGUUUAAACUUGGCGGCAUUUUUUCAUGCAAAAUGGCGUGUUAAAUUUUUUGUUUUUGUGCGAAUAUCAAUCCGCGGUACCUAAAAUGACACGAAUUUAGGAACUAAUUUACUGCAUUCUGUGUAACAUUUUACGAAUAUUUCUGGAUUUUGUAAGUGCGCCUCAGUAGAUUCUCCAUUGUGAAUUGUAUUGAGUGUGUUUGGUUAGUGACUUGACGUGAGAUAUUUCUCUGUGUUUUAUCAUUUCGUUGGAUUUUGAUGAUGUUACUUUAAGCUGGGUUUAAUGCUUUAUUUUAAAGAAGCGAGAUGAUGCCUCUGUAAAAAAUAUAAAUGUCCUCCAAUGAAACACGAAUUGAAAUACGUUCAAACCUGGGUAAAUGAAGAAUGCAAAUACAUUUUAUUGUUUUUUUCCAUGAACUCAUAUUUUUCAUAAGUUAUCUGGUUAAGGCCGGCUUCAUCGACACCUUCAGAGAUACCAAUAUAUCGUGGUAAGUCAAUUUUUCGAUUUCCAUGGGUAUACGAAUCGAAUUAUUUUACCGUGACUCCAUUUUGUUCCGGUCAUGCAGACGAACACGGUGUAUCUAACGCAUAUGACUGACUUGUAUUUCUUACUAAGUAUUCUGAAUUGUCUGAGUAUCUGUGCAAUAUUGUCCAAGCGUCACCUAAAUAACCUCCACGCCGCUGCGAGCGAGCUUGAGAAGAUUGAGAUCCCCUCGCAGCAACUUUUCCGUAUAAGCUAGACUUCAAUGUACAUAAAUACAACUGAAUUUUCACAAUUUUAUCGUUGGCGUGUUGACCCUGCACUUCCGUGGAAGAGUGGUACAUUACGCUUAUUUGCCCUUGCCUAUCGAGCCCCAUGAAGCUGAUUCUUGAGGGUCGAUGUUAUGAAAAUUUGCCCUGAUACCUCUUUGAUAAGACAGUAGAACAAAGGUAAUUUAGGCCUUUAUAGGUGCGAGCGAGCUUUGUUUAAAGACAAUAUACCAUGUAUUUGGCUAGGCCUGAAUUCGUUCAACCACGAGGGAUAAAAGGGGGAAAAUAACGUAUGUCACUUUUUCAGCUAUACCAUCUUUCUAAAUCGUGUUCAAUUAACAUAUAUUCACGUGUCGAAUACUCUCUCUAUGUUCUCGAACAAGUGCUCAUACAAUGUUUUAUGACUCAUACCCCUAAAAGGCAUAAUAUUGCUUUCAGCUGAUAUUACAUUGCGUACAUGUAUGUUGUCUGUGAUACCCGUUAAAGACGCAAAAACAAGGUCUGUUCAUUAAAUAAUUAUUUUGUAAUUUGAAGAACUGUGUAGUGUUUUGGCCAAACAGGUGCAGUGAUUUUUCAGGCUACAGUAACUAACCAUGUAUGUAGGGGAAUUGUAUUUCGGUUUUUCCAUUCUAUGUGGUUAGAAAAUUACCACGGUGACCUAUCACCCUUUUUUUCUUUCGUGACUGGACAAUCACACAACUCAUUUGCUUAUCUGAGGAUCAUAAGACAAAAUCUUGAUAAUUCGUACCGCUGCAAAAGGCAUUUUAGAGCUGUACGAAUAGUUUUUUCUUCAAGAGGCUGUAAACGUACUGUAAGCUUACUUGUGUUGAACUUUUCCAAUUCAACUAUUUACAUUCUGAAUAAAAGCCGAAUAAUCAUUUACGUUAGCCGUUCCCUAUAUACGUCAGGAUAUAGUGAUUGUAGAUACGUUUCUGACCUUCAUGUCGAAAGUACCACUGAAAGCUGCAGAAUCCCUAAUUUCUUUCUGAGGUGUCAUGUAUAGUUAAAAACAUGGUAAAAUUUGAGAGAAAAUACAUUAGUACAGUGCAGAUUUUCUGAGGAUAAGCUUGCUCGGAAUGUAAGUUAAAUUAUCUCAAGGAAGGACACAGAUUUGUGCCUGUUGCUGAUCUUAACAUUGCCGAGAGACCUGAUCAAAUGAUUUAUAGAGAAACUUGACAUUUUUAAGAAGUUUACUUCCUUCAACCACUCAUUUGAGAAGAUUCUCAAAUUUUAAAAUGUUAUAGUACGCAAUCCUUAACUUUUAGUACGAUUAAAUUGAACCAAUCAAGAUCGAUUGGAUAAGAAAUACCGGGACUGAUGUGCAAAGGAUUAUGGGUAAUCCAACUCUGUACUGCCAAAUCACAUGACCUUCGGUCAAGGUUAUUACAAUCGGUUGAUGGAUGGAUAGAUUAACGUAGUUGCAAGACGUCACUCUUUUACUAUAAUUGCUUCUUCUUUUUGAAGAAUAUCAUAGGGACUAAACCCCAUUUUGGGUAAAAGGUCGAGGUAAAUACGUCAUCUUAUUAUUCGCUGCUUGAGAACCUUAGUGAUAACUUUUCAUACAUGUAAUAUGCCAUGCACUAUGGUACUAUGCACUGGAAAUAACCUGGGUGAAUAAUCACGCAAACCCAGAGUUCGAGGUUUGCGGGUUAACCGUGUUCAAAUUUGAAGCAACAUUUUGUGGGCGAAAAUUAUUGGCAAUUAUCAUAAGAGUGUGGCGAUUUGAUUUUUUUUAACAGUAGGCAAAUCUUUAGUAAAAUGCAUUGGCCCAAAAUAAACAACGUCACAAUACUCCGAAUGAGCGGGAAAGAGGACUUUAGAAUUACAGUCAUAGUUUAUAUUGUAAAUGUAUUUAUUGUCCAAAUUUGUACAUAAUAGCCAAUCUCGAUCCUAGGCAGUUGGGAAUUUUCCUGGGACCGAGGUUGUACAUGUGUAUAUUAGAUAGUGAGGAAAAAUCGUCAUGUUUGACUUGCAUGUGACAUGGUGCAUCUCUGUAUAAUGUAAUAAAGCUUUACAGCCAUUUUAAAGCA